AUGAUUGCAUCUCGUCAAGACAUUACUCAUCCUCAAGUUAAUUCCAGUCAGCAACCAAUAACUACAACUACAAGUCAUCUCUAUCCAAACAUGGUUCAUUCCUAUCCCAACAUAAGUCAUUCCUAUCAAAACAUUCCUAUCCAAACUCUUUCCCAUCAAACCAAAAGUUCAGCAUUGCCGAAAAGCCAGCAAGCAUUCAGCACUAUGCCAAACACUCAAGUUGAAACAUUGCAACCUGUUCCUGCAACUUCAAAUGCACAUUCAGUCCGUCAGUUUUACGAAUCCAUUGGCGAAGAUACUGGUCAGUAUACAGUUGUAGAAAAUGUGGCAGGAGAUAUAGCUGUAAAGGUGAUGCUGAGUACACUUGUCAAAGGUGUUUCAAGCAGUACGCGUACAAAGGAACACUUCAACGACACCAAAAAUACGAAUGUCAAAGACAGAGGAAAUUCAAGUGUGCAGCGUGUUCUUACACUUAUCCACAAUGUGGAAAACCUACAAAUGGAUAGGUUUGCUAAGCGACACUUGAGAUGCGAGUGUCACAAAGACAGGAAAUGGACGUCUCCAUUUUGCAAGAGGUUCUUCAAACAUAGGUUCAAGGACGUCAAUUCGAUGCCCUCAAUGCUGGAAGAUCUACAAGAACUACAGCACACUAAGGGUUCACUUGAAGUUGGACUGUGGAAUAGAUAAAAAACACGUAUGCCCUGUUUGUGGAAAAUCCUUCAGAAGAAGAUCUAAUAUGAUGAAGCACAUGAAGAGGGAUUACGUACAUAUGGUCAAAAUGAAUACCCCUGAUGGAUAACAAUAGUGCUUUACCAUUGAUUAACGGAUUAUACUCGAAGAUAGCCAACCAUAUGAUGUAUUCUGUGGUCCAAAAAGGAAACUUGAAGGUACUAACGCCGUCUAUGAUAGAGUAGCAGAUCACAAAAAUGAAUCUAGAAAUAAGCAUUACUUAGGCUGAAAAGGGAUUGAAGAUUCUAACGCAUUCUAUAAGCCAGUAGCGGAACCAAACACAGUAUUUUUGUGUGCUCUGAUACUGAAUUAUAGAUGGCGCUUUCUGUUUUUUUAGACGCCAUAUGGAUGGAUAUCUGCCGUUAAUCAAUGGUUUUAUAUAAUUAGGUGUUCAAUUAUAUCAAAUUUUAAUCUAUCCUAUGAGAACUCAUUGCAUGCAAUUUGCAUCGCGCGAAAAUGUUACUCAACAACGUUCGACAGUGUGGGUUCACCAAGGGUAGGCAACUUGAAAACUGCUUUUUUGCAAGAUAACCAACGAGUGCCUUACUGAGAAAAUUAUGGUUUAUCAGAAACUUCGGUGAUUUGUUCAAAACAGACGUGAAACAAACAUGCCAAUUGUUAACUAUGAAGGUCUAGAAUGCGGGUUCAUUGAUUUUUUCAUAUACAGUAUGACUCGCUAUAAAUUCACCAAUCUUUUUAAUUAUUUUGUAUGGUCUUUUAGAAUAAAGUUUUAUACAAAAGCUCUAUGCCCUAAGGUAAAGUUUUAUAGGCAUUGCUAAUUUUUAUACGGUUUGGAAUACCCUGUAUAUUUAUAAUGAAAAUAGAACUUCUUUGUGAUACCAAAUGUAGUUUGUUAUACUUGCUUUCACUAUUUAAGCCAAAAACUCAAAUUGUAUCUGUCACUUAUCAUAAUAUGUAUUUGCAUAUGCGGCGGUUCCCUAAAAAUAUGCAAGGUGUUCCACUCAAACUUUUCUGAGGCAGAGAAAGAAAGAGAGAGAGGCGGUAUAUGGGACUAUAUAGGACCCUAUAUGUUUUGUAUAAAACUGCUUUCUAAACGGUCAUAUAAAGGAGAUAGAGAUGUGUCAAUUUAUAGGAUAUCCUGUACAGAUGUUAUUUCAAUUAUUAAUAUUCUUAAUUUAAAGAUGAUGUUCUAUAGUAUAUUUCUGAAGUCUGUCG
Messenger RNA from Acanthoscelides obtectus, 1905 nucleotides. The record is from the annotation of a GenBank genome assembly. Lineage: Eukaryota; Metazoa; Arthropoda; Insecta; Coleoptera; Chrysomelidae.